UUUAGUGUGCUUUAGUGUGUGUGUGUUAAUUUUAGUCUCUGCUCCUUCCUACAGGGGCCGGCUGGGACACCGUUCAACCCGGAACUGCGAGAGCGGACAAAAAUACUACUUACUAAACUCCGGAGGACGGUGUGUAGCGUAACCCGCUCGGAGAGGCUGCGGAGCUCAAACCCGCUCCAACAGCUCCGUGAUUUUACCAGAGGAGCUCAGAUGUGAAGGAGCUCCACCGCGGAGAAAACCCGCUCUCUCCCAACAGAGUCUAGGAGGCCAGGCAUCAGCGUUUGAAAAUGCCGCAGCAGAAGGACAUAGUGAAGAUUGCUAUUCAGAUGCCGGGGGCGUACCCCCAGCUCAUCCAGCUGGAUCAGAAAAAGCCCCUCUCUGCGGUGAUAAAAGAAGUUUGUGAUAAGUGGAAUCUUUCAGGCCCUGAGAACUUCGCUCUUCAGUACGCAGACGGAGUCCAGACCUACAUCACUGAGUCUAAUCGAUUGGACAUUAAGAAUGGCAGCAUUCUCCGGCUGACCAAAGCUCCAGGCCGCUGUGCAGAGGACCUGUAUAAGGGCAUUCAGAGUUCGGACCCCGGUGUACGCUGUGAGUCGCUGAAGGAGCUCGCUUCUGUGUCCACAGACAUCACCUUCGCUCAGGAGUUUAUCAGCCGAGACGGACAUUCGCUGCUUGUCCAGAUUGUGGAGGAUGCUCAUGAGGUUCCUUUGGUUAUGUUACACACGCUUACGGCCUUCAUGGAGCUGAUGGACCAUGGAAUCGUCUCCUGGGAGAACCUCUCCAGCGUCUUCAUCAAAAAGGUGGUCGGUUUUGUGAAUGGAAAGCUACUGGAUGCCUCUAUCCAGCAGGUUUCCCUGGACAUCAUGGAGAGCAUGGUCCUGAGCAGCAGCAGCCUCUUCCAGCAGAUCAGAAAGGAGAUCACUCUGGAUCAGCUCAUCUCCCACCUGCAGGUGUCCAACCAGCUGCUUCAAACUAAAGCCAUGGCCCUCCUGAUGGCCCUGUUGCAAACUGCUGGGGAGACAGAUAGGCAGGAACUUUUUGCUUUCCUUGAGAAGAAGAACCUGCGCCAGUACAUCUACAAGAACAUCAUCCACAGUUCAGGUUCGGUUGGAGAUGAGAUGGCUCAUCACCUGUACGUGCUGCAGUCAGUGCGUCUGAACCUCCUGGAGCCGCGCAUGAGGACUCCGCUGGACUCCUUUAAUCAGGAGCAGAGGGAAGCGCUGCACAGUUUACGCCAGGCUGUGUUUGAGACGGAGAGUGAGGGCAGUCUGAGUAACGAGCGGCGUCGUUCGCUCUGCGCUAAAGAGUUCAAAAAGCUAGGCUUUUCGAAUAACAGUAACCCAGGUCAGGACCUGGGCCGGACUCCUCCAGGGCUGCUGGCUCUCGACACCAUGACAUACUUUGCCUCCCGUUACCCAGAUGCCUACAGCAGAUUUGUUCUGGAGAACAGCAGCAGAGAGGAUAAGCAUGAGUGUCCAUUUGCCCGCAGCAGCAUCCAGCUCACACUCAUCCUUUGUGAGAUUCUGCGUAUCGGAGAAGCACCAUCAGAGACAGGUUCGAACUACCACCCCAUCUUUUUUGCACAGGACAGACUGCUGGAGGAGCUUUUCUGCAUCUGCAUCCAGCUGCUAAACAAAACCUGGAAGGAGAUGAGAGCUACACAGGAGGACUUUGAUAAGGUUAUGCAGGUGGUCCGAGAGCAGAUCACCAGGACCCUGUCCAGUAAGCCCACCUCACUGGAGCUCUUUAAGAACAAGGUGAAUGCUCUGAACUACAGUGAGAUCCUGAAGCUGCGGCAGACUGAGAGACUGCAUCAGGAGGAGACUCUGGCCCCGCCUGUGCUUGAGCUGAAAGAGCGUCUGAAGCCAGAGUUGUUGGAGCUGAUCAGGCAGCAGAGGCUGAACCGGCUGUGUCAUGGCACGCUGUUCCGCAAGAUCAGCAGCCGUCGGAGACAAGAUAAGCUUUGGUACUGCCGGCUCUCUCCAAAUCACAAAGUCCUGCACUAUGGGGAUGUGGAGGAGGAGACGGAGACGCCCUCCAUUGAGACUCUGCAGGAGAAGAUCCCUGUGGCAGAUAUCAAAGCGCUGCUGAUUGGAAAGGACUGUCCACACAUGAAAGAAAACAAAGGCAAACAAACCAAGGAGAUGCUGGACCUGGCAUUCAGCAUUACGUAUGAUGUUGAGGAGUACAGCUUGAAUUUCAUCGCCUCUUCCAGAACAGAUUUCUGCUUGUGGACGGAUGGGCUGAAUGUUUUGCUGGGCAAAGAGAUGAGCAGCGAGGCGAUGCGCAGCGAACUGGAAAUCCUGCUCUCCAUGGAGAUUAAGCUCCGCCUCCUGGACCUGGAGAACGUCCCUAUCCCUGACGCGGCCCCGCCCAUCCCCAAACCCCCCAGCAACUUCAACUUCUGCUACGACUUCAGCCAGGCGGAGCAGUAACUUUGGGCACUGACCAUGUUUCAGCCCUUCUGAAGUGAGUGGACACCUCGUUAGCACAGACGGACGUGCUGGUAGCAGACACACUACGGCCUUAAGAUCAGGAGAUUUGUGAAAAAAGCAGGCCGUGAGUAAGAGAGGCCGUGUUUCACUGCAGUUUGGUAUGACGUUUUGCAGCAUUGUGCCCUAAAACACGCAAAUCACUAAAUCCUCACCGAAACUUUUUCCAGAGAGUGACACACCCCAUUGUGGUGAUGUGGCUGCCUUUCUUGAAGCUGAAUGUAAAGGUGUUAUUUUUUGAGAAUCGGUAGGUUUCUAUCAUUAAGGUCUGGCAGAGCACAUCUACACUUUUGAAAUCACCUUUUCUACAUGGUACUUACUGUUCCUAGUUUGGCUCCACAUUGAUCUUUCUUUGCUGUUGUCUUCUUUACCUAUUUAUCCUUAAAUGAAACUGGCACGCUUUAUGGUACUCUACAUGGGAGUCUUCUAAGAAUAAUGAAUAAGAUGGAAGUAAAUAUGCAGUGUUUUACAUCGAUGAGCGAAGGCUUGUAGUGUUGACUUCUACUGAAUACAGCAGUUAGAUUCACUCUUAAUGAAUGCUGCCUUAAUGAAUACUAGGAACCUCACUGAAAAUUCCUUACUGUUAUGACAAAAUAAAAAACCUUGUAGUCAUGUGACUAGCAGUGAGCCAAUCAUAUAAGACUGAUAACAAUAUGACAGUAUUGCUUGUGCUGUCUUAAGCAAGUCUGAGCAACUACUGGAGAGGAAUAAGAGUGAAUCUACCAGCUGUAUGUAACAUCUGGGAUCAAUUUCAAGGGGCAUUUUUCUUGUUUACUUCAAAAUGGUAGAUUAACUAAAAGAUUGGCACAUAAGAAUUAGCUAAUUAUGCGGUACCUGGAUUCGCCUGAACCUAGAUAAUAAUUCAGCUUCAUUCAUCACUUAAAGAACACAAGACACAGGAUUUCCUUUAAGUAUGUUUGAAUAUUGAUUUUUGAACAAUUUGAAUUAAUAAUAGACCUCAUACAUCUUUCCAGAAAGUUAUGCCAUUAUAUCAGUUUCUGUGUUUAUUUUUUAUUUUAUAUUUAAAAUUAAAAAGAGAAGCAAUAAUCAUCUUUCAUACAACAUUGAUCAUUGUAAACCUUAAUGCUGAUUUAAAAGCAUGGGGUUAAACACUAAUAGCAAUAGUGAUUUGUGGCAUUACUGGUAAUAUCGGCAAGAUAUACUGUGGUCUCUUGGUAUAAUUGGUACAUAUACAUCAGACAGCUGCAAAUACAGUUACUGUGCUGUUCUAUAAGAUUCCCUCACUAAGGCCAGAAACAUCCUCAAUGCAAAUAUGCAAAUGACAGUGCUCAGCCAAGGCUCUGCAAACACAGGGCCUUUCUGUGCAAACUCACUGUGCAUUGUUAUGGUACUGUGGCAGUUAAAACUCUCAGCACUCAAGGGGACGAUAGAGGACAAAGAAGAAUGGGAUCUACUGUCAUGCCAACAUCUACAACUGCUAAACAUAUGAACAGUAAAAGAGUGUUGGGUGCUUUACCUGUUUAAUCAUAAUGAAGAGGUGAUGAUGUAAUAUAAAUAUGUUUAUGCCAGCAAACAAUUUUUGCAAGAGACUCAUCCAGCUGUUCGUCUGCUAUGACAGUUAACCAGGUUGAAGCACAUUGGCGGUACAGACAGCUUGGUCAGUCUUGCUGUCGUUACAGCACGCUUUGCUUCAACACUCAGUAUUCAGCUUGUGCUGCAUUAUAAAUUGCAUUUUUUAAUGCAACAACCCACAAAACUGUCCGUGGAGCACGACACGUCUGCAUUUGUGUUCUUGCGUGAAGUAUGUUUCUGGCCAAAAAACUCAACUUGCUCAAGAAAUGGUUUGGCAAUAAAUCAAGCUUAUGCACUUUUCCACUUUACCCAGAUGUAGCUGAUCAGCCAAAAGACGUUCAGUGUCCAAAUUCUGCUUGUUAAUUUAGCAUUAGAGCUAUGAGGCUAAUGUUGCUAACAAACACUUGAAGUCAAUAGUCACCCAAAUCUUUUCUGUGAACGCAUCACCAAAACUUCCCUCAAUUCACUCAAACCUCAUCCAGGUCGUCAUUAAGGUCCUGCAGGCUUGACGAUAUGGUUUAGGAUACAGUAUGACUUACUGUGAACUAUAAAAAGGACAAAACUUCACCUUCGGGCAGCCAUUGUAGUCAACAGACACAACCUUGAAGGCUUCAUUUUGUACAUUUUUGAGGUCCACUUAAGACAUUUUUGUGGGUUUACAUACUCAUGAAUUAGGUUAUUCAUUUUUAUAUGACUAUAUUCUAAUCACUUAAUAUGAGACCGGCCGAUUCUUUUACUGUGCCUUUAAGACUGAUAUAUGUAAAUGAGCUGAUAUAUGUUCUUAUUGGCCACCCUGUUUUGUGUCUCAUUAAAAAAGUAGUCCUGGGUGAAACACUUUUUAUAAUUUCAGUGUGAAUAAGAAUGGGCGGGGCUCUGCUGCUGUAGGAUAAAUUUAUGGACAUAUAUAGAGUUGGACUUUAUCACAUCAGAGGAACACUGAAUUCAAAACAAUCUGUUUUUGCAGUUUAGUCACCAUAUAUAGGCUGUAUGUAGUGGGAAAAUAAUGGUAGGUUUUGAAACUAACAUUGUGUUCAUACUACAUCAGACUACAUCUUUGCUUUAUGCUGCAUGUUUAUUAUCAAUAAAGAGAGAGAAGUUUGAUGUUCUAUGAUAUGGACCCUUUACUGAAGACCUGAAUGUGGUUUGAGAGGAGUUUUGGGGGUUUAUGGAAUUUAUUUGGGUGACUAUUGACUUCUAGGGUUUAUUAGCCACAUUAGCCUAGUAGCUCCAACAUUAAACUAAAGAAGCAAAAUGUCUCGGCUCAUCGACUACAAUUGGGUAAGUGUAAAUUAUGUAAAUCUGAUUUUUCACCUCGCUGUUCCUUUAGGACAGGUACAUACAGUAGCCUUGUUGUGGCUGGUAUCACUUUUGUGUCCUUUUACCUGGAAAUCAUUGUAAAGUGUUAUAAGAAAUCUGAUUCUACGAAUUACUCCUGUCAAAGUGUAAGGCAUUAAUUUGCAUUUUCAGCAUUUCACUGCAGGUGGUUCCUUUUUCUUCAAUUGCUUAAAGGGGAAUAUCACAGAUUUUUCAAAAUUCCUGCAUAAUUUAGUGGUUGAGAUGUAAACAGUAAUUCAAAGUGGUUUGAUUAGAGAUGUACAUAGAGAAAUGUACUGACUUAGAUUUCUUUACAGUGGUGCUGAUAGGAACCAGGAGUUGUGAUGUCUACAACACCAAUAUAGCCACUUUAUUUACUAUGCAAAACCACCAGUGAACCUAAACAUGUCUGUUGUAAUGUUGAUGGUGGUAAAAUAGUGGUAAAUCUGUUUUAUUGGGGAUUAUUUUGUUUUAGAAUGCCUUGCAUGUCCUCUCCACCAUAAGUGUAUUGUUAAAAAUAUGUUUUAAGUUAAAAUAUAUCGCAUAACUAACAGAAAACAAUGUCUCGGGCAUCAGGCGGUGUACUUGCAGAUAUUUUAUAUAAUAUAUUUCUGUAAGGGAGCUUUUAGAGGCAAUAAACUCAGAUGUUUGGUUCCUAUCACCACCACUGUGAACAAUUCUGACUCUGUAGGUUUAUCUAGAGCAAAGCAUUUCACACUAAACCACUCUGAAUGACUUUGUUUUCAAAUUGAAUUAUGCAGAAAAUUUAAAAAAUCAGUGGAAUUCACCUUUAGACAGUUCUUUGUUAAUGGUACAGUGUUUGGUUUAGAACGUGGCUCAUGUGGCUGUAUGUGUGCUGUGUUUAUGCAUUAAUGACAACUAUUUUAUUUCUGACUAUCUUUGAAAACGGUGUACUGUAAACAUUCCUCUGUAGCUUUCACAGUUUUCUCCUGGCACUGACAGAUCUAAAGGAUCAAGGCUUUAAUUCCAGAUCACCUGUGGUUGUUUUUGUUGUAAAUAGCUUCACAAUAACUUACUGGUUUUCUGGGUUGAUCUUGGCUCCAUCACAUGUAAUAUUAUCAGAACAAUACAUUAGAGAGCUUUUGUUUUCAUUUGUAUGAAAUUCUCAAUCAUUAAAAUGUAACUUUCCUAAAAAAAAGCCUCCAAUUACUCAAUUAUUUGUUUAAAAAGGAUUUAAACAGGGAAACUCAGUGUAGACUGUAAAUGUGUCUAUUAAAAUUCUGGGAGUUGUGGGAUGAAGAGAA
This is a messenger RNA of Colossoma macropomum (tambaqui), 6604 nucleotides long. It is a transcript of the gene elmo3, whose product is annotated as engulfment and cell motility 3. NCBI's taxonomy places the organism in Eukaryota, Metazoa, Chordata, Actinopteri, Characiformes, Serrasalmidae. Gene Ontology annotation, biological process: actin filament organization; cell motility. The coding region runs from base 288 to 2435 and encodes 715 amino acids. The transcript is spliced from 21 exons. The record is from RefSeq and is a predicted model, not a curated record.